This is a messenger RNA of Misgurnus anguillicaudatus (oriental weatherfish), 1760 nucleotides long. NCBI's taxonomy places the organism in Eukaryota, Metazoa, Chordata, Actinopteri, Cypriniformes, Cobitidae. The record is from RefSeq and is a predicted model, not a curated record.
UGUAGUGUACUUUGUUCAGUAGGGCGGGGCUUGCGGUUUCCUUAGAAAGUGUACUGUAGACUAAAUAAUUGUUACAGUACGAAGGCCACGUUUCUUUUAACUCUGCAACAAACGCAAAUACAAUGUAAUUUCAAUGACAAAGAGCGUUAUUGUAUAAUCUUCACACAGAGGGUGGCGGGAAAAGGCGGUCCACAUCAAAGCGGAACAAGAAAGGCUCGCGAGGCGCUUGCAUUCAUCCUCACUAUCAGUGCAUCUUUGUUUAUUUAGUUUUUCAAAAGUCUAAAUCACCUUUUGCUAACAAAAGGUUAAUUUUAAACGUAUUAUAUAACUCCCGCAAAGCAUGUCCAUGGCCCUCAAGCAAGUCUUCAACAAGGACAGGACAUUCCGGCCCAAGCGCAAGUUUGAGCCUGGGACGCAACGCUUUGAGCUACACAAGAAAGCGCAGGCAUCCCUUAACGCCGGCCUGGACCUGAAGCAAGCGGUUCAGCUGCCCCACGGCGAGGACCUCAAUGAUUGGGUGGCCGUUCACGUGGUGGACUUCUUUAAUCGCAUCAAUCUCAUCUACGGCACCAUCAGCGACUCCUGCACGGACCAGACCUGUCCGGUUAUGUCUGGGGGUCCUAAGUACGAGUACCGUUGGCAGGACGAACACAAGUACAAAAAGCCCACCGCUCUCCCUGCACCAAAGUACAUGAGUCUGCUGAUGGACUGGAUUGAGGUCCAGAUCAACAAUGAACAUAUCUUCCCCACUAAUGUUGGUACGCCAUUCCCCAAGACCUUCAUGCAGGUAGCGAAGAAGAUCUUAUCUCGUUUGUUCCGUGUCUUCGUCCAUGUGUACAUCCACCACUUCGACCGCGUGAGCCACAUGGGAGCCGAAGCCCACGUGAACACCUGUUACAAACAUUUCUAUUACUUUGUUACUGAAUUCAACCUCACAGACCAGAAAGAACUGGAGCCUCUGAAAGAGAUGACAUCACGGAUGUGCCACUGAAAUGGAGAGCAGCGGUCCCCUUACAUUCCACACAGAUCAGAAGAACCACACAAAUUAACAAUUUAAAAGCAGAUUAUAAAGAAAACAAACGUUUAAAGACUAUAUUUUUAUACACUUUAAAGUACUGUAAUAUUCUAUUUAGUGAGAGGCGUCUACAUCUCUGUAUUCUGAUGUGUAUACUGGCAUAGGGAGAAUAUUUUUAUUAGAAAUCAGUAUUAUCGGUCCUUUUUGUUUUCCAAAUUUGUUCUAAAUCAUUUCUUUUUUCUGUUGUACUGCUAUAAUCUAUAACAUACAGAUUAUAUUUGUAACUAUUUAUGUAUGUGGUUGAGAUAUUAAACCCACUCAGUCUCGUCUGUGUAUCUCGUACGUUUUGCUCUUGGUUGUUAUUCGUCUUAGAUGAAAUUUGGAUUUUUGCUAAUUUUGGGGUAAAUAUUCAGAGUUCUCUGGAAGUUAUUCAAAUGUGGUAAAUAUAGCUCAUGGUACUAUUCAAUUUAAAAGAUUAAUUUCAGAGUUCUUGCAUUACACUGAGUCAUAAUUAAGAAAUGUAAAAAAAAAUGGUAGCUUCUGAUUAAACAGAAUGAUUGAACUCGUGUGUCAGUGCAUUUUAAUUCAUCUCACCCUGUGGUAUACUGAUUUUUAUGUUGUUUUCUAUUCCUUAAGUGAAAGACAAUCUUAAUGUAUUUUUUUUUUCUUUUAACUGGUUGUGUUUGUGGUAUCGUGUCAGCCUUUUGAUACCCUGCACUAUUAAAUAAAACAUUAAGAUAACUGA